AACCGGAAUUUCCACCAAGCAAAGCCAAGCUACCAAAGAGAAAAUGCGUUCCUUCAUUUUGAUUGCCCUCUUCGCCCUGAUUGUCCUGGCCGCUGCUCAAAGCGGACCACAAGGAGGACAGCAAGGUGGCCGAGGAGGACCUCAAAGUGGUCAGCAAGGAGGAUCCCAGGGAGGACAACAGGGAGGACAACAAGGAGGACCACAGGGAGGUCAGCAAGGAGGACCACAGGGAGGUCAGCAAGGAGGUCAGCAGCAGGGAGGUCCUGGCGGUCCAUGGGGUCUGCCUCCAAAUGGAACUGAACUGUCCAACAGCACCACAACCUCGACCACUGAGGCUAGCACCACUGAGUCCAGCACCACUGAGGUUUCUUCAGCCUAACUUAUGGAUUGAUUCCCAUGAAAGCCAAAAGGCUUGCUCAGUUCCUUAUCCUUGCCCUUAUUAUUACUAGUUCAUGCAAUAAAAUGAAAUCAGUUUCCUAUA
Molecule: messenger RNA, 481 nt
Organism: Drosophila santomea
Lineage: Eukaryota; Metazoa; Arthropoda; Insecta; Diptera; Drosophilidae
Product: tenecin-3-like
Exons: 1
Coding region: 44-379 (111 amino acids)
Source: RefSeq, a predicted model, not a curated record